Molecule: messenger RNA, 1204 nt
Organism: Cucurbitaria berberidis CBS 394.84
Lineage: Eukaryota; Fungi; Ascomycota; Dothideomycetes; Pleosporales; Cucurbitariaceae
Product: RTA1-domain-containing protein
Exons: 3
Coding region: 1-936 (311 amino acids)
Cellular component (GO): plasma membrane; fungal-type vacuole
Source: RefSeq, a predicted model, not a curated record
AUGUCGACGUUGACAUAUGCGUCGAACGUAUUGACGUGUGAGUGUCCGGUCGAAGGCACUUUAUAUGGAUAUGCACCCAGUCUCGCGGCGAACGCCUUCUUUGCCGGAUUCUUCGGUCUCGCGCUCAUCUUACAACUGUAUCUCGGCAUUCGAUACAAGACAUGGACAUACAUGAUCGCCCUUUCGCUGGGAUGUGUUGCAGAAUCCGCUGGAUAUGCCGGCCGUAUCAUUAUGCAUAACAACCCGUACGACGACAACGGUUUCAAGCUCCAGAUCGUUCUUCUCAUCUUCGCUCCAGCGUUCCUGGCUGCUGGUAUCUACCUCACACUGAAGCAUGUCGUUAUCCAGUUUGGCGAGGAAUGGUCGCGGUUAAGGCCAAAUUGGUACACCUAUAUCUUUAUCGCCUGCGAUAUUACUUCCUUGCUCAUGCAGAGUGCCGGAGGAGCACUGGCUGCCAUAGCAGAACCAGGAGAAAAUAUGGGCGAGAUCGGAACGAAUCUCAUGGUCGCGGGUAUUAUCUGGCAGGUUGUUGUGCUUGUUGUCUUCGGUCUCCUCGUUGUUGAAUACAGUGUACGAACAUACAAGCGCCGCGAUCAACUCACCCACUCCGCCCUUGAACUCUGGGGCAAUCGCCGCUUCAGAUUUUUCUGCGGUGCCGUCGUGGUUGCCUAUGUUACCAUCUUCAUACGAUGCGUAUACCGGAUCCCAGAACUGCUAAGUGGCUGGGGUGGCCCGCUUAUGCGGGUGGAGACAGACUUCAUCGUACUGGAAGGUAUCAUGAUUGUCCUCACUGUAGCAGCGCAAACGAUCUUCCAUCCUGGCUUUUGCUUUCCUGCUUUGGCAAACACUUUUGGGAAGAAGCAAAACCAUUCCAAAGUCACGAGCGUGUCCGAUAGCGAGGUGGAGAUGUUUGGUCGUCGGGGCGAGACUGCCUGAAAGCCAUCCGAGCCCGGGAGAGACUGCUAGAGGGCGAUCGAGCGGAAACAAGUUGGAUAGCGGCCUAAGCGAUGGAUAGGACAUUCGGAUACAGGACGCUAAGGGAUACAGGGCAGGAUGGGUGCAAUUGUCGCGGCGUUAUUAGGCUAGGAUUCUCCCUAGACCAUUUUGAUUUUAGGGGUUCGGCCUUCCGAUGGUUUUCCCAUGACAGUCCUCGCUCCAUCGCGAUAGAGAGAAGGAGCGAUAGGUGUAUAGAUUAGAUAUGGCA